GAGUAUAUAUCGGGUUGGUGUGUGUGUCUGUAUAUGCGCGGACAUAAGUUGGGGUGUCGUAGUUUAAUUAUAAAAUGAAAUUUCAAUUAUUAUAACUAUGCUAGAUUUAGCACUUUAUUUUUUACGAAAAUACAAGUACGAAUAAGAUUUUUUAAAUGUUAAUCGAAAGUUGAACGCUAAAGGAUCUUAUCUUAAAAGUGAAGUGUUUAAAAAUUUAGAAUAAUGAAAAAAUAAGGUGUUACCUUGGAAUGAAAAAAAGAAAAAACUGUCAGUAUUACAUACUAUAACAAGGAGUAGAAACGGAAAAAGUACUUUACAUAUGCCAAACUUAAACAUUUAAUAACAACAAAAACUACAAUAUAUCUUAUCAUUAAAGUGCAAGUGUCUGUUGGUCGGUCGGUUAGUCGUUCGGUCUGUCUGUCCGUUUGUCUCUUUGUGAAAGUAAUUAUUUAUUUAUUCUUUCUUAACUUUAUUAUUAUUUUAUAAUGUACUACAUAGAAUUGGAUUUUUGACAAUUAGUCAUGCUGAAAAAAGGUUUAGUACUAUAAUUCUAAAGAAUUAAAAUGUAAAGUGUCGUCAUCGUUUGUUCAUGUAGUGAAAAAAUAUUAAUUAAAUUAUGAAAUAAUUAAGCCGAGAAAAGUGAAAAAAAACAACAAAAAGCCUAUAAAAAUUUCUUACCAGCCAAAAAGUACAUUCGAUAAAAGCUUUAACAAAACAAAAGACAACAAAAUCUAAAAAAUAUAAAAAAGUAAAACAGUAUAAUAUACAAAAAAAAAAGUAAAAAGUAAAUUCCAAAAAAAUAUGUACUUAUCUUAAUCUUAAAAUUAUCAUACAAACUUGCGGCGUAUUGUUUUUGUAGUCGUACUUGUGAGAGUGUGUUAAAUUUUUUUGCAACAUGUUUCAACUUUAUACAUUGAGAAGAUAAUUAAUUAAUAAAAAAAAAACAGAAAGAAAGACAAAUAUUAUUAUUUUGGGAAUUAUUGCACUUAAUAUACAUUUAAUGAACAUUUCAACAUAAUGGCUGAAGCACUGGCUGAAGGACAAAUUCAUGGUUAUAGUGAUAAUGACACAUCAGAUACAUGCCGCUUGCGAAUUGUUGUUUUGAACGGAAAAACCUUAGCAAAAAAGGACAUUUUUGGAGCCAGUGAUCCUUACGUGAGAAUUGAUCUCAAUACAAUAAAUGGUGACAUCAAUAUUGACUCUGUUUUAACGAAAACCAAGAAAAAGACUCUUAAUCCUACAUGGAAUGAAGAAUUUUUAUUUAGAGUCAAGCCCUCUGAACACAAAUUGGUAUUUCAAGUAUUUGACGAAAAUAGACUUACAAGAGAUGACUUCUUGGGCAUGGUAGAAUUAACAUUGGCAAACUUGCCAACCGAACAAGAGGGAAUAGUUUUAGAACCGCAAAGUUAUCCUUUAAGGCCUAGAAGGUCAGUAGGUGCUAAAUCGCGCAUUAAAGGAACUCUGGAAAUCUAUCAUGCAUUUAUACAUGAACAAAGAGAAACGGUGGAACCGACAUCUAAUUCAAACGAGUGGGAACAUGUUGAAAUUGUUUCACUAACCGGUGCAGCUCAGAAUGCUCCUACCGUUAAUGGUGGAAAUGAUAUAUUGCCACCGGGUUGGGAAGAACGUCAAGAUGCCAAUGGUCGUACGUAUUAUGUUAAUCACACCGCUCGAACCACACAGUGGGAAAGACCAACUAUUUUAAAUACGAAUCAUGCAAGUGAUAAUACGGAAGCUGCCGCAUCAGAUUUCCAAAGACGAUUUCACAUUAGUGUGGAUGAUUCCGAAACAACUAGAGCUGCAGCGUACCGUUUAAGAGGUUUAUCAAAUCGUGACUUCAAUCAGCCCAUUAAUAUUUUAACUAAUAACAACUUAAAACAUGCAGACGACCUUACUGAAAACGACUCGAACAGUAGUCUUAGCAGAUCUUUUAGUACAGACAGUUCCUGUAGUGGAACAUGUAGCGAAAUUGAAUGUACAUCGAUAAAUGAACAUUCCAACAGCCAUUGUUGUAAUUGUGGUACAGUUCAAAAUCAAUUGGACAGUGAAAUCAAUGAAUUGAUACGUUUAGGAAAAAUCGAUAAUCAAGAAAGUAUUGAUGAGGAUGUUAUAAAUCGUAUUGUCCAAAAUCAUCAAUGUUCAACAGGCAGUAACAGCAUGGGAAACAGCAAUAUUACUAAACAGAACGAUGAUGGCGACCAGAUCGAUAGUGGAAAUCGUUCUCAAACAUCAGGGUCAUCAACUAGGCGCAAUUCAGUUGAAGAUAACAACGCCGCUGUAACAGAGCAGCCUCCACCCACUACUGAAGAAGAAGAGCCCUUACCUCCUAGAUGGUCAAUGCAAGUGGCGCCUAAUGGACGUACAUUCUUUAUUGAUCAUGCUGCUAGACGCACUACAUGGAUAGAUCCACGCAAUGGACGCGCUAGCCCUAUGCCUAAUCAAACACAACAACGUGGUGAGGAUGAUUUAGGACCACUGCCCGAGGGUUGGGAAGAGCGUGUACAUACAGAUGGUCGUGUCUUUUAUAUAGAUCACAAUACAAGGACAACACAAUGGGAAGAUCCAAGACUUUCAAAUCCUAAUAUUGCUGGACAAGCUGUACCCUAUUCUAGAGAUUACAAACAAAAGUAUGAAUACUUUAAGAGCCACCUUAGAAAACCAACAAAUGUACCGAAUAAAUUUGAAAUUCGUGUACGAAGAACAUCCAUACUGGAGGAUUCUUAUAGAAUUAUUAGCCAAGUAACUAAAACUGAUUUACUAAAGACCAAAUUAUGGGUAGAAUUUGAAGGAGAAACAGGUUUAGAUUAUGGUGGUCUAGCUAGAGAGUGGUUUUAUUUAUUGUCUAAAGAAAUGUUUAAUCCAUAUUAUGGCCUAUUUGAAUAUUCAGCCAUGGACAAUUACACUUUGCAAAUUAAUAAUGGCAGUGGUUUGUGCAAUGAAGAUCAUUUGCACUAUUUCAAAUUUAUUGGCCGUAUUGCUGGUAUGGCAGUUUAUCAUGGCAAAUUACUUGAUGCCUUUUUCAUACGUCCUUUCUACAAAAUGAUGUUACAAAAGCCUAUUGAUCUAAAAGAUAUGGAAUCGGUUGAUACCGAAUAUUAUAAUUCCCUUAUGUGGAUUAAAGAAAAUGAUCCCAGACAAUUAGAGUUAACAUUCUGUGUGGAUGAGGAUAUAUUUGGACAAAAGAGCCAGCAUGAAUUGAAGGGAGAAGGCGCCAAUAUUGAAGUUACCAAUGAAAACAAAGAUGAAUAUAUUAAGCUGGUUAUUGAAUGGCGUUUUGUGGCCCGCGUUAAAGAACAAAUGACCGCCUUUUUAGAUGGUUUCGGUUCAGUGAUUCCUUUAAAUUUAAUUAAGAUUUUCGACGAACAUGAGUUGGAGCUAUUGAUGUGUGGUAUUCAAAAUAUCGAUGUUAAAGAUUGGCGUGAGAAUACUUUGUACAAAGGCGACUAUCAUCAAAAUCAUAUUAUUAUACAAUGGUUCUGGCGUGCCGUCCUCUCAUUCUCAAACGAAAUGCGUUCACGUUUGCUGCAGUUUGUAACGGGUACAUCACGUGUGCCCAUGAAUGGUUUUAAGGAGUUAUACGGUUCGAAUGGACCUCAAAUGUUUACGAUCGAAAAGUGGGGUACACCUAAUAAUUUUCCUCGAGCUCAUACAUGUUUCAAUCGUUUGGAUUUACCCCCCUAUGAAGGUUAUUUACAAUUAAAAGAUAAACUAAUCAAGGCUAUCGAAGGUAGUCAAGGAUUUGCUGGUGUUGACUAAUAUUUUGUUCAACAAAUGUCUGGACAUGCAUCACAAAACUAUGUACGUUUAGAAAAACGUUGUCUACCACUUUAUUGUAUGUUGAUUUUAAUAAAAUCUCAUUUUGAUAAUGCUGUCAGUGAAUAUGUACUAUACUAUAUUAAACUAAGUGUACAACGAAUACUAAAUAAUAUAAAAAAUAAUAAUAAUAAUAAUAAUAAUAAUAUAAUAGACAACAGAUGCGUAAUUACUACGUGGCCUUUUCCAUAUAACUAUUGUACUUAAAAGAAAUGUAUUUGUUCUUUUUUUCCAAACUGUU
Lucilia sericata (common green bottle fly) is the source of this 4054-nucleotide messenger RNA. It is a transcript of the gene Nedd4, whose product is annotated as E3 ubiquitin-protein ligase Nedd-4. The record is from RefSeq and is a predicted model, not a curated record. Gene Ontology annotation, biological process: regulation of dendrite morphogenesis; ubiquitin-dependent protein catabolic process. The transcript is spliced from 17 exons. Gene Ontology annotation, molecular function: sodium channel inhibitor activity; ubiquitin protein ligase activity; protein binding. Bases 1018 to 3756 code for a protein of 912 amino acids. NCBI's taxonomy places the organism in Eukaryota, Metazoa, Arthropoda, Insecta, Diptera, Calliphoridae.